Messenger RNA from Andrographis paniculata, 1064 nucleotides. RefSeq lists its product as uncharacterized. The record is from RefSeq and is a predicted model, not a curated record. NCBI's taxonomy places the organism in Eukaryota, Viridiplantae, Streptophyta, Magnoliopsida, Lamiales, Acanthaceae. The coding region runs from base 502 to 876 and encodes 124 amino acids. The transcript has 2 exons.
CUGUGGUUGAAAGUUGAAACUGAAGGGGAGAGAGAGGGGGAGAGAGUGGACUGACUGAGUGCGACUGCGACAGAGCGGCGAGACACGAAUAAUCAAAUCCAUCAAUGGAUCAAUCCAACCAUCAACAAUUUUGCACGAUUGAUCAUUGAUUUCCUUCGAUUCUCUCCUCCCUCAAUCAACAAACAAACAAACCAUCAUAUAUUUUUCAGUUAACAGAGGACGAAAAUAGUGGGGAAAAUACACAUAACCUCUUUAAAUAGCUUCUCUGCCUGCCUCCCUCCCUCCGUUCCUUCCUUCACCUUUAGCCUUUGUUCUUUUGCUUUUUCGCUUUUGGCAGGCCAACUCCAAGGCCAGGGCUGACUGACUGUUUGAUCCAUUGAUUUUAUUACUAUAACUAAACUAAUUCAUUCAGCCUUAUUUGAUCCUCCAUAUUUUCUCCUGCGAAAUUCAGAAUCCGUCUUGUCGGUCCUCGAUUUAACAAGGAGGAGCGGGCCAAUAGGCAUGGCGGAAUCUGCUAAGUUGAAUUUAGAUUGCGGCAAGGUCGAAGACGACAACGUCGGAGAAGGCGUGGAGGAGGAAGGCUUCGGAAGGUCCUCCGCCGUCCUCGCUGGCCUGAACCUCGCCGUCAUACUCUCAUCCCUAUCCAUUUCCGACGAAGAGUGCCAGAAUUUGGAAGACAGAAUCGAGAAGAGAAAAAUUAGCAAUGGCAGACAUAGAGCUGGAGGAGCUACAGGCGAAAGCAUCAACAAUAAGACUAACAUUCGGACGAGAUCUAGAUCGAGAAGGCGAGAGGUGAAUGAAAUUCGAGCAGCAGGGAGGCAGACGGCAAACACAACAACAAAAAUAAGGGAUUGCAGGCAUGGCAGGAAAAUGUGAGCUAGGCAAGGCAAUAGAGAAAUAGUGAAUAGAGACGAACCAGGCAGAGAGGGAUACUUGGUUGAUUUCUCUCUUUGUUGUUGUUGUUGUUGCAUCUGCAGCAGAAGAAGAGCAGCUCCUUCUGUUCAUGUAUGUAUUAUUUGUAAAAUGGUUAUGACUGACUGCUGUAUAGACAUAGAUAGUUGCAG